This is a messenger RNA of Scomber scombrus (Atlantic mackerel), 3694 nucleotides long. It is a transcript of the gene ercc6l, whose product is annotated as excision repair cross-complementation group 6-like. Lineage: Eukaryota; Metazoa; Chordata; Actinopteri; Scombriformes; Scombridae. The record is from RefSeq and is a predicted model, not a curated record. The transcript has a single exon. Gene Ontology annotation, molecular function: ATP-dependent chromatin remodeler activity; DNA translocase activity; ATP binding. The coding region runs from base 43 to 3693 and encodes 1216 amino acids.
GAAGAAGAAGAAGAGGUCGUUGAUGUCAACGAGAGCGGUUUAAUGCUUUAUAAAGAGUUACACGACAAACUUUAUGACUACCAGAGAGAUGGAGUGGCCUUCCUGUACAGCCUCUACAGAGAUGGUCUUAAAGGGGGCAUCCUGGCAGACGACAUGGGCCUCGGUAAAACCAUCCAGGUGAUAUCUUUCCUCUCUGGCAUGUACGACAACGAGCUGGUCAAAAACGUGCUGCUUGUCAUGCCAACUUCACUCAUCACAAACUGGACCAAGGAGUUUGCCAAGUGGACUCCGGGCAUGAGGGUGAAGGAGUUUCAUGGUAGCAGCAAAGUAGAAAGGACCAGGAAUUUGGAGAAAGUUCAGAGGAGAGGGGGCGUCGUCAUCACCACCUACACUAUGCUCAUGAGCAACUGGCAGCAGUUAUCAUCAUACCACGGCAAAGAGUUCACUUGGGACUAUAUGAUCCUGGAUGAGGCACACAAAAUAAAAAACUCAUCCUGCAAAACUGCCAAAAGUGCCUGCGCCAUACCGUCAAAUAACAGAGUCCUGCUCACUGGGACUCCGGUCCAGAACAACCUGAGAGAAAUGUGGGCUCUUUUUGACUUUGCCUGUCAGGGCGCUCUCCUCGGCACGGCUAAAACAUUCAAAUCCGAGUAUGAGAACCCCAUCACCCGUGCCAGGGAGAGGGACGCCACUCCAGGGGAAAUGGCUCUUGGGGCCAGGAUGUCUGAAAACCUCAUGGGCAUCAUAAAACCCUACUUCCUCCGCAGGACAAAAGCAGAAGUGCAGAAAAAAAACCAAAACCGCAAACAACAGUGCAAUGGGGAAUAUUCAGAAAAGGACAGCCAAGAACCAGAUCGGCAGAAAGACUCUGGAGCAGUCAUGCCCACGCUGACCAGAAAGAACGACCUGAUUGUCUGGACUUACCUGAGUGCUGUUCAGGAAGACAUAUACAGGCAGUUCAUUUCCCUAGACCACAUCAAGGAGCUGCUCAUGACCAGCAGAUCACCUUUAGCGGAGUUAAAUAUUCUGAAGAAGCUGUGCGACCAUCCAAGACUACUCUCUGCUAAAGCCAUCGCUAAUUUAGGUUUGGAAGAAAAUGCAGCUGACGGUCAGGACAAUGACGACAUGGCGACAGACACUAACAGCAUCGCAAACCUUCCUGACGACACCUUAAUAUCUGAGUCUGGGAAACUCGUCUUUCUGAUGGCCCUUCUUGAACAGCUCAGACAAGAGGGCCACCGCACGCUCGUCUUCGCUCAUUACAGGAAGGUGCUGGACAUCAUCGAACGCAUCCUGGGCAACAGAGGCUUCAAAGUGAUGAGGCUGGAUGGCACAAUAACACAGAUUGCAGAGAGAGAAAGGCGCAUCACUCUCUUCCAGACAGACGACAGUUACUCUGUCUUCCUCCUGACCACCCAGGUCGGCGGAGUUGGCAUCACUUUGACAGCAGCAAACCGAGUAGUGAUAUAUGAUCCCAGCUGGAACCCGGCUACAGACGCCCAGGCUGUGGACAGGGCGUACCGCAUAGGCCAGACUGAGAACGUUGUCAUCUACAGGCUGAUCACCUGCGGCACGGUGGAGGAGAAGAUCUACAGACGGCAGGUUUUCAAAGACUCCCUGAUCAGACAGAAUACCGGCGAUAAAAAGAACCCGUUUCGGUACUUCAGCAAACAGGAGCUGAAGGAGCUCUUCACCCUGGAGGAAACCCGGUCCUCGUCCACUCAGAUGCACCUUCAAACCCUGCACUCCCAACACCGACGGACAGACCCGGAACUGGACGAACACAUCGCCCACCUCCAUGCCAUGGAAAUGUUUGGGAUUUCUGAUCACGACCUCAUGUUUUCCCUUGACGUCAACCAUGACGAACCCCCAGAGGACCAGGAGGAGCAUAACUACAUUGAAGGGCGGGUCCAGAAGGCCCAGGAUCUGAUGAAAGCAGAGUCGGAGUUGCACACGCAGCUGGCAGAAAGCAUGGCGUUGAACACAGAGCCAGCCUUUCUCAGGCAACCAGACAGCAACAACAGAGAUAGAUCACAUGAGAAGAAACCAAGAAAUCCAAGACCCAGUCCUCCAUUUCCUCAGCAUGACCACAACGUCAACCGUUCACCUAUCGUGGUGGAUUUGGACGAGUCUGGUUCAGGCAAAGAAGGCGGCCAUCAGAAUCAGAGCCACCAGGUGAUUGAUAUAAGUGCUGAUGAGAGUAUGUCUGACGAACAAACUGUUGAAGCAGCAAGUGAAGAAAACCUGGAUUCCCCAAAACUUCAGUCCGUCAAGCAGGAUAAGAGCUGCCUGGAAGCAUCAGACAUCUGUCCUCAGGAGGUGAUCGAGGAGUCAGUGGUGAUGUCUGAGGCUGAUGAUGCAGCAGCAGGUGAUGCAGCAGAUGUGUCUGUUAAAGAAGUAAUGGAUGCAUCUAUGACAUCUGAGGCUGAUGAUGCAGCAGCAGGUGAUGCAGCAGAUGAGGACAGUCUGCCGUAUGUUUCUGCAGUUGAUGAAGAACACUUAAAUCAAACUUCAGACUUGAAUCAAGACGACUCCAAGAUGGACUUGCAGCUUCCUUGCAUCACACCCGUCAAGAAUAAAAGGCUUUCUGUCCUGCAGGGAUCCAUUUCCAGCUUCAAAGCAGACACUUCAUCCAGAGUCAGUGCAGGGCUCGAUUCCUUUGGAGGCAACUUUAAUUUGCAGCUGGAGGACAGCGACGUCCUCUCAGACCAUGAUAACGUGGAUCAUCAGGAGACCGAAGCUGAGGAGAAGAAGCUGCUGUCACAUCUGCAGAUGGAGGGCAGUUUUGACGUUGAUAAAUCCCUUUCAGAGAAACAACAUAGAGAAGCACUCGGACUAAGCCUCAACGUCUCCUGCUCCGAUAAACUGGAUGAGUCAGUAGAUAAUUCCAUUGUGACAACCAAGAAGAAGAAAGCUGCUAUCAUUUAUGACAGUGACGAAGAGGAGGGUGAUGAUGAUGAUGAUGAGGAGGAGGGUAAACUUGAGUACUCUCUCCAGGUUCUCGAAGCCUCCACACCAAAACAGUCUACUUCCACCCCUGUCCGGUCAAGAAAAAGUGUUGGUGGAAACACCUCGGUGGCCUCCCGCCGGUCUCUCCUGCAGUCCAUCAUCGAAGACAUGGACAACAAGGAGGAGGAAGAGGAGGAGGAGGAGGAGGAAGACAUGGACAACCAGGAGGAGGCUGACACUGAGGAGGAGGAUGAGGAAGAUGAAGAAGACAUGUCAGAGAGGGAUACUGAGGAGGACAUCAUUGGUCGUCAAAAUUAUGAUGAGCUUCAGCUGGAAGAGACCACUGGAGAGACUUUAAACUCGGAGGAGGAAGGAGAAGAGGAGGAGGAGGAGCACUCUGCUGAAUCGGCAGAUGCUGUUGAUGAGUCAAAGGGAUACAGCCGAAACCUCGAUGAAUCAACCAGCGAGCCGGAGCUGGCCUCUUCAGAGCGAGUGGAUCAGUUGACCGUUGAUGCCGGACUGAAAUCUAACGGAAACAAAGACUUUGUCAAAAACGAGCCGCCUCUCCGCUCUGAGGACGGGAGCUACGACUGGCUGGUCAGCAGAGGGCGGGAGUGUUACAGCGACGGGAAGCUGGAUGACGCUCUGGGCUUCUUCCUGAAGGCCAUCGACAUCAAACCCGGAGAUCCUGAUAUUCAGCUCAUGACCAUCCAGGUGUACCGACAGCUGAGUCUCAGAAAAUAAC